AUGACACCGUACAACUACACCCGUCAGCCCUACGUAGGCUCAAGGAGGAGACUUGUGCUUGCUUUUGAUGUUGGAACCACUUACAGCGGUGUUUCGUAUAGUAUCCUCGACCCAGGUCAAGUCCCAGAGAUCAAAGGUGUAACGCGAUUUCCGGCCCAUGAGCAAGUCAGCGGAGCCUCCAAGAUCCCAACUGUGAUAUACUAUGACCGUGCAGGCAAUGCUGUGGCCGUCGGUGCAGAAGCGCUCCGCGAAGGGGUGUACGAAAUGGCAGAAGAUGAGGGCUGGGAGAAGGCUGAAUGGUUCAAGAUGCACAUCAGGCCCAAGAACGAAACCUCCAGCCACAUUACCUCUCGAAUUCCCCCUCUCCCGCGAAACAAGACUGUUGUCCAAGUAGUUGCGGACUACCUCGUCUACCUCUUCCGUUGCGCCCGUGAUUACAUCCAGGUCACCCACGCUAAUGGAAGGGACCUAUGGGAAUCGGUUGAAAGGGAUAUUCAUUUCGUUAUCUCGCAUCCGAACGGUUGGGAGGGGUACCAGCAGACGCAGAUACGCGAGGCAGUAGUGUUGGCUGGGUUUAUACCCGAUACGAACGAGGGGCAUGCGAGGGUUUCCUUCGUUACUGAAGGCGAGGCAAGCCUGCACUUUUCAAUUAGAAACGGGCUGCCUAGCGGGGCAAUGCAGAAAGGAGAAGGCGUUGUUAUCGUCGAUGCUGGAGGUGGAACGAUUGAUAUCAGUACCUACAGUCGCCAGCUUCAAGAUAUAGUCAAGAAUGGUGAAAACUUUGAGGAGAUUGCUGCGCCUCAGUGCCACUUCUAUGGUUCGGUAUUCGUCAGUAUCAACGCGCGGCUAUACCUGGAAAAACUCCUCGAAGAAUCGGAUUUUCUCGACGACAUCGACCAUAUCGUCAGGUGCUUUGACAAAACGACCAAGGUCCGCUUCAGUGACGACAAGCAGGCACAAUAUGUCAAAUUCGGGUCUACCAGGGAUAAUGAUGAGGUUUGUGGGAUCCGGUUCGGGCAGUUGAAGAUCGCUGGCGACCAGGUUGCCACUUUCUUUGAGCCGUCUAUCCAGUGUAUUGUCGAUGUUGUCAAGGAUCAGCUGAAGACUGCUCACAAGGGUAUCUCUCAUGUUGUCCUCGUCGGAGGUUUCGCUGCAAGUGACUGGUUGUUCAAUCAAGUCCAGUCUCACCUGUCAAAAGACGGGCUGAACGUCAUUCGCCCUGAGAUCUACGUGUCGAAUGCUGACGUCCCUGGUUCUAGCAACAAGGCCGUUUCCGAUGGUGCCAUUUCGUACCAUCUCGAUCAUCUUGUCAAGACGCGUGUCUCUAAGAUGGCUUAUGGCACCUUCCGCUCCGUUGAAUACGACCCGCACGACCAGGAGCACGUUGCUCGCCGAAAAACCCAGUCAACGAUCAUGCCAUCUGGUCGUGAGGUGAUUCCUGACGCAUUCGCAAUCAUUCUUCCUAGGAACACACAAGUGUCAGAGAAGAAAGAGUUUAAGAGGUAUUUCUGGAAAGAGGCGGAUAGUCGAAGUGAACUACAGCUUUCGAAGGUUACCUCUGACGUAUGGUGCUAUCGAGGCGCUGAUGCAAAUCCUCGCUGGAAAGACGUAGACGCCGAGAACUAUAGGAAGCUCUUUACCAUAGAGCUGGAUCUCUCCCAUCUUCCAAUCAAGCCUACCGUCAAGCUGAACGGAAAGUCUGGGGAGUUCUACCACUUGGAAUACGGGUAUAUAAUUAACUUCAGCUCGGUGGAGAUGACCGCACAGUUGUCCUGGACCGAGGAUGUGGGUACCUCUAUUUCCAUUACUGUUAGUGGUACUGAUACAACUCUGCACUGGGAAUCAGGGUGUUGA
This is a messenger RNA of Coprinopsis cinerea okayama7#130, 1854 nucleotides long. RefSeq lists its product as hypothetical. The transcript has 11 exons. The record is from RefSeq and is a predicted model, not a curated record. Lineage: Eukaryota; Fungi; Basidiomycota; Agaricomycetes; Agaricales; Psathyrellaceae. The coding region runs from base 1 to 1854 and encodes 617 amino acids.